Gossypium raimondii (Peruvian cotton) is the source of this 2476-nucleotide messenger RNA. Its product is annotated as UTP:RNA uridylyltransferase 1. The transcript is spliced from 6 exons. Gene Ontology annotation, molecular function: RNA uridylyltransferase activity. Bases 226 to 2310 code for a protein of 694 amino acids. The record is from RefSeq and is a predicted model, not a curated record. Lineage: Eukaryota; Viridiplantae; Streptophyta; Magnoliopsida; Malvales; Malvaceae.
UCCGACAUCCUUUGAUCUAAGAUCCAACGGUUGUCGGCCGUCGAUUAGAGAUUUUUAUGUUCCCCAGCUUUUAUAGAAUUUACGAUUAUUAUUUCAUCACCCACCAAAAGAUUUUACCUUUUUGGCCAAAUCAGAGAGAUUUUUUGAUUUUUUUCAGGGUCUCUCUCUCUCUCUCUCUCUCUCCUUUCAGCAAUCAAUACACUGUGUUGAAGCGAUUUAACGGCGAUGCCUGGCGGUGGUGGCGACGCGCCACGGGAGCCCACCGCCAACGGUGGCGAAUUCCUUCUUUCUUUACUCCAAAACCCCCCUCAACAACAACAACAACAACGGCAAUCUCCAUUGCUUUCUAGAGUUACUCCUAUGCUUAUACCUCAACCGUUACAGCAGCAGCAGCUGCAACAGCAGCCGUUGCCGUUAGAUCCUGCUGUUGCGGCAGUUGGGCGGGUAUUUCCUUUGCAGUCGCCAUCUUGGCCGUCGAACGGACGAGAUCUCUCCACUCCGUGGGCGCAAACGAUUUCCUCGCCUUUGGUUCCUAAUUUUCUAGCCUUUCCACAAAACCCUUGGUCUUCCUCGGGAAAUCAAUUCGUUGGCAAUAGAGGGGAUUUAAAUGAUGAUUUGAGAAGGCUAGGGUUUCCGAGUGUGGAUAAUAACAGUAAUAAUCUGAUUCAGCAAAAGCAUCCAGAACAACAACAGCAACAGCAACAACAAAAGCUUGUUUUUGGUUCUUUUCCUAGUGAUAUUCAAAUCCUGCAAAAGCCAGAGGGUUUGCUUAAUGGGAAUUUGUUUGACAAAUCGAAUCUUGAUUUAUCGAAACCUGCGAAUUCGAGUCCAUACGCCUUUCAACAUCAAAGUGAAAGAGGGAAACAACAACAGCACCAUGUUGGGAAUUACAGAGAAACCCUAAGACCACCGCCGGGGUUUUCAGGAAAGCCUAGAGGAGGAGGAGGGAGCCGUGAUUUCGGAGCCAGGAGGAAUCAUUUAGAGCACAAUGUAGAUAAAUUAAGAGCAGAAUACAGUCAGUUGAGUAAUGAUAAUGAGAUGGGACUUCGUGGACAGCUCGAUCACCCUGGACCACCGGCAGGGAGUAAUCUGCAGUCCGGUACUGAUAUCAAAGAGUCUCUCAUGGAAUUGCAUAGGUUUGGUGGCGGCCAGGUAGAUGAAGUUGGGGAAAGGAUUGUUGAGUCAUUGUUGAUUGAGGAAGAGUCUGAGGAUAAGAAUGAUAAGAAGCACCAUCGUCACGAGAAGGAAUCCAGACUAGAUAACAGAGGCCAAAGGUUACUUAGCCAGAGAGUUAGAAUGUUAAAAAGGCAGAUGGAGUGUCGCAGUGACAUUCAUAGGCUAAAUGCACCUUUACUUGCUAUUUAUGAGUCACUUAAUCCGCCCAAAGAGGAAAAAACUAAGCAACAACAAUUAUUGGCGUCACUCGAGAAACUAGUUUGGAAAGAAUGGCCUCAAGCAAAGUUAUUUCUUUAUGGUUCAUGUGCUAAUGGUUUCGGGGUUUCAAGAAGUGAUAUUGAUAUCUGUCUUGCACUUAAUGAGGAUAUUAACAACAAAUCUGAAAUCUUGUUAAAGUUGGCGGAUAUUUUGCAGUCGGAUAAUCUUCAGAAUGUGCAGGCACUGACUCGUGCUAGAGUCCCCAUAGUAAAGCUUAUGGAUCCGGUGACUGGAAUUUCCUGUGAUAUAUGCAUAAACAAUGUAUUGGCUGUAGUAAAUACAAAGCUUCUAAGGGAUUAUGCACAGAUAGAUGCAAGAUUACGGCAGUUGGCAUUUAUUGUGAAACACUGGGCUAAAUCCAGAGGAGUGAAUGAAACUUAUCGCGGAACUUUAUCUAGCUAUGCGUAUGUUUUGAUGUGCAUUCAUUUCUUACAGCAAAGGAGACCGGCUAUCCUUCCAUGCUUGCAGGGGAUGGAGAAAACAUACAAUGUCACCGUGGAUAAUAUCGAGUGUGCUUACUUUGAUCAAAUCGAAAAACUUCUCAACUUCGGAUCUUCUAACAAGGAAACUGUUGCUCAACUGGUUUGGGGUUUCUUCAACUACUGGGCAUACGGUCAUGAUUAUGCAAAUUCAGUAAUAUCCGUUCGCACAGGAAGCAUAAUCAGUAAGCAAGAAAAGGAUUGGACGAGGAGAAUUGGCAACGAUCGGCACUUAAUCUGCAUAGAGGAUCCAUUCGAGACAUCUCACGAUCUGGGCAGAGUGGUGGACAAGUUUAGCAUAAGGGUAUUACGAGAAGAGUUCGAACGCGCUGCGGAUAUCAUGCAGUUUGAUCCAAAUCCAUGUGUGAAACUGUUUGAACCUUAUGUUCAUAGUUAGGUAGGUUAAAAAACCGUGUCUAAGUGUGGUAUAUUUUUAGUCCUAUUUGUUGUUUCUUUUUGGUUAUGGGGUCAUACUCUAUGUAUUUAAGGUUUGUCUUUUUGUCUAUGCCCAUAAAUGUAAAGAAUUUUAUCAGGUUUAAUGAAAACUUCCUUAUAUUUUGAAA